AUGAUGAAAGACUGUUAUCAUCAAUCGAAACUGCAAGCAUUGGAUUGUUUCGAGACGUGCUGGAAGUCUGAAAUUAAGAGAUUCAAACUAACCGACAAUCCGGACGACCUGAAAGCCUGUUUUGACGCCAAAAAACCAUUCGUGGACCAGGUUAUCAAUUGUUUCCAAACGAAAGUCAAAGCAUGCACCGAGAACGGGGAACCAGGCGUUCGUGUUAAAGAAUAUGACUAUAAGGAUAUGAUCAAGAGAGUGGAGGAUGCCGUUAAUUCGCAGAUUAAUGCGUUUUUGAGGUCUAUUGGAAAUGAUAAUGUUAAGGCAGUAGUAACAGCUGGCACAGCGAUAGCUCAAUGCGUGAAGACGUGUUUCCUGGAGAAGAACAAAGAUGGAUUCUGUUUCAAUCGAAUCGGAUGUGAACCUCAGAUUGAGGAUCGCAACGCACGGAUAGCAAUUCGUCAGUGUUCGAGAUCAGUGGCGUGGAAAAAGGAAAUGGAGACGUUCUGUCAUUGCUCAAGUGCUGCUGGCAUUAAUGGUCUCUCCAGCUACUGUGGAAUGCUCAACAUUAUUGGAUAA
Caenorhabditis briggsae is the source of this 570-nucleotide messenger RNA. Bases 1 to 570 code for a protein of 189 amino acids. The transcript is spliced from 6 exons. Lineage: Eukaryota; Metazoa; Nematoda; Chromadorea; Rhabditida; Rhabditidae. The record is from RefSeq and is a predicted model, not a curated record.